Messenger RNA from Centruroides sculpturatus (bark scorpion), 882 nucleotides. RefSeq names its product transcription initiation factor IIB-like. Gene Ontology annotation, molecular function: TBP-class protein binding; RNA polymerase II general transcription initiation factor activity. Lineage: Eukaryota; Metazoa; Arthropoda; Arachnida; Scorpiones; Buthidae. The record is from RefSeq and is a predicted model, not a curated record. Bases 1 to 882 code for a protein of 293 amino acids. Gene Ontology annotation, cellular component: nucleus; transcription preinitiation complex. The transcript is spliced from 9 exons. Gene Ontology annotation, biological process: transcription initiation at RNA polymerase II promoter; transcription preinitiation complex assembly.
AUGGCCUCAUCACGAGUGACCGAAACAUUUGUAUCCAAUAAAUAUAUUUUUUUAUGCUUCAGAGUGAUCGAUGUCGGUGUGGAAUGGAGAACGUUCUCCGACAAAACGGCCGAUAAUGAUCCGUGUCGUGUUGGUGCGGCUGAAAAUCCUCUGCUUAAUGGCAGUGACUUAUCUACAGUAAUUGCAGGAAGUUCUGGUGAAACAAGUUUUAAUAAUUUUGGAUUACCUAAAUAUCAAAGUAGAAGAACUAUGAGCAAUUCGGACAGAGUUCUUAUUAAAGCAUUUGCUGAAAUAAAUAAUAUGGCUGAUAGAAUAAAUUUGCCAAAAAGUAUAGUGGAUCGAGCAAAUUAUUUGUUUAAGCAAGUACAUGAAAGCAAGAUGUUGAAAGGUCGAUGUAUGGACACAAUUGCCUCUUCUUGUUUGUACAUUGCAUGCAGACAAGAAGGAGUUCCCAGAACCUUUAAAGAAAUAUGUGCAGUAUCAAAAACUUCCAAGAAAACAAUUGGUCGAUGCUUUAAAUUAAUUAUAAAAGUUUUAGAAACAAGCGUCGAUUUUACCACUACUGGUGAUUUCAUGUCUCGUUUCUGCUCCAAUCUGGGACUUCCGGCCUCUGUACAGACGGCAGCCACUCACAUUGCUAGAAAAGCAAUUGAAAUAGACAUCGUUUCCGGACGCAGUCCCGUUUCUGUGGCGGCGGCGGCCAUCUACAUGGCCAGUCAGGCCUCUGAACAUAAGAAGACUCAAAAAGAAAUUGGUGACAUUGCUGGAGUGGCUGCCAUCACCAUUCGGCAGUCAUAUAAAUUGAUGUACCCCCGGGCUGCUGAUCUCUUUCCUGGAAAUUUUAAUUUCCACACACCAAUUGGACAAUUACCAAAAGCAUAA